UUUGCGUCGUUUUGCUUCUAUUGUACGUAUCUCGUCCAGUGAAAAAAAUAUUUUUAUAUAUUUUUAUUUCCUUGGAGAUGUAACGUUUGUUGUUAGUAUCCUAAAUUUGUUCGUUUUUUUUGCAUGAUCUAUUGUGUGCGUAUUGUUCAGUUUUAAAUAAUAAAUGUGUAUAUAAUUUCACGUUUUGGCAUUUUCAUUAACAUAGUGUUUGCGUAUUUGCCGCUCUAAGAACAACUACUCUCAUCAAAAUGAGUAUGCCGGAAUUGGGAAGCAAGAUCAGCCUAAUAUCAAAGGCAGAUAUUAGGUACGAGGGUAAACUGUUUACAGUCGACCCUCAAGAAUGUACCAUUGCCUUGUCUCACGUGCAAUCUUUUGGAACAGAAGACCGUCCAACAGAAUUCAAGGUUCCAGCUCAAAGUCAAAUAUAUAAUUAUAUACUCUUCCGUGGCUCUGAUAUAAAAGAUAUUAAAGUGAUAACUCCACAAAUACCUCUAAAUGAUCCUGCUAUUGUACAAUUGUCGGUCCCUCCAAAUACUAUGGGUGGUUUUAAUCCUAGUUAUCAACCAAUAGAUGAAUUAGGAUCAGUCAAUCAGGUUGGAAACUCUUAUAAUCCUAUGUCUGGUGUGAACUUAAAUGCUGGACCAUCUCAUAAGCAAGCAAGUGAGUCUCCUCUGAUUUUAGAUCCACAACCAGUAAUUCAGCAGAAACAACCGAUGACUACCCAAUCUGAUGUUUUGGAUUUAAUAUCUGGUGGUUCUCGUUCAUCUACACCUGCUCAGCCAAAUACUUUUAAUGGUCAAAGAAACAGUCCCUCAUUUGAUCAAAACAUUCAAACUGGAAAUCAACCAAGUCCUGGAAAUGGAAGAGGAGGAAGAAAUCAACGUAAUAGAUCUACAUCUUCGUCUGAUACCCGUAAACAAGUUAGGCAACAGGGACAAAACUAUCAAAGAAAUGAUCAACCGCAGCAUUAUCAAAGAAAUGACCAGCAGUAUCAAAGGAAUGAUUUUCAACAUCAAGAGAAUCAACAUUUUGUCAAUCGUCAAGGUGGAAAUCGCAAUAUGAAUGGUCGCAAUUGGAAUAAUCAACAAAAUCAACAGCAACAAUCCCAACAACAACAAGUUAGAAGACAAAAUACAGCAUCGAAUGCUACAGGUGGUCGUUCAUUUUAUAAUAACAGGUCUACUGGUCUCCCAGCUCCUAGCAAAGCACAGGGACCCAGAACAAAUUCAUUGAAAUUUGAUGAAGAUUAUGAUUUUGAUAAGGCAAAUAGUGAAUUCCAGGAGAUUAUUAAGAAACUAUCUAGAACUAAGAUAGAUGAUGGUUUUGAUGAUUCAACUAAUGAAGUAACUUUAGUUAAUGGAGGUGGUUUAGCAGUUAAUGGCGAUUCAACACUUCAUGCCAAUGAUGGAGAAUUAGUUGCCAUAAAAAAAAAUCAUCGUAUUGACAGUGGAAAUGAUACGAAUGCUGUAGAAAAUGAUAACGAAGGAGACGAUGAUCAAAAAGUAUUUUAUGAUAAAUCGAAAUCAUUCUUUGACACCAUUAGUUGCGAAGCAGUUGAGAGAAGCAAAGGACAUUCUCAAAGAACUGAUUGGCGUACAGAGCGUAAAUUAAAUUCUGAGACAUUUGGUGUAGCAAUGGCAAGACGUGGUCAAUACCAUCGUGGCCGUGGAGGCUAUUAUAACAAUAAUAACAGUAAUUACCGUUCUAACCCUAAUUCCUAUAAUAAUAGCAACUAUAAUAACAAUCGUCAAGGAGUAAAUUAUAACAACUACCGUCAACAACAACAAAAUAAUGGAUUUAUACGUAAUAACCCUGGUAAUCGUGGCUAUAACUAUCGAACAAGAUCAACCAACAAACAGGAUCAACGCCAACCAAAUGCAGUAUCUCCUCAACGAGUAGCAGCUUGAAGAUCACCACUGUCCGUAUUUCAAUGUUGCUGUAAAUUAAACCUAUAAAAAAAUAAAAUAAAAUAAAAUAAAAAAAAAACAUUUUCCCAUGGAAAAUUUACUCUGUA
This is a messenger RNA of Sipha flava (yellow sugarcane aphid), 2014 nucleotides long. Its product is annotated as protein LSM14 homolog B-A-like. The transcript is spliced from 9 exons. The record is from RefSeq and is a predicted model, not a curated record. Gene Ontology annotation, molecular function: mRNA binding. Gene Ontology annotation, biological process: cytoplasmic stress granule assembly; P-body assembly. NCBI's taxonomy places the organism in Eukaryota, Metazoa, Arthropoda, Insecta, Hemiptera, Aphididae. The coding region runs from base 249 to 1907 and encodes 552 amino acids. Gene Ontology annotation, cellular component: P-body.